Molecule: messenger RNA, 1638 nt
Organism: Diorhabda sublineata
Lineage: Eukaryota; Metazoa; Arthropoda; Insecta; Coleoptera; Chrysomelidae
Exons: 2
Coding region: 170-433 (87 amino acids)
Source: RefSeq, a predicted model, not a curated record
AACUGUUUAUCUAUUAAGAUGGAGGCCGUAAAAUGUAUGUAUAUUAGAAGUUAAUAUUAACCUCAAGUGAAACCCUAGUUAUAAUUCCAGAAUAACACAUGUAGAUGUGUGUUAUUUUGUACUAUAAAAUACACAGUUACAUUAUAAUUUUGUUAAAUAUUGAAUAUAAAUGGCUCAAGGGAAACUAAAGAUGAAAACUAAAUUAGCACAAAAUGCCAAAGUUAAGAAGCAAAAAGGAUCUGCAGUGACCAAAAGAGCUAACUGUCCACGUCAGCCUAAAAAACAAGAAGUUUCGCAGAAACUCAAGCAGGCUGUUAGUAAAACAGUGAACAAAUCGGUGGAAGAUGAAAUUCGAGCAAGAGCAUCAAAAGGUCCCAAAAAUUUUUCAAAAGCUCAGGAAGCAGUUGCAAAUCAUAAUGCAAAAAUAAAUUAAUAUAAAAUUUUAAAAAUGUACAUAUACAAUAUAAUUUUUUAACUAUUAUUGUUCUUAACUAAAAAAGAUAAAUUAAUUAAAUUGAUAAAUAACAGUUCUUUUGAUUAAACAAGGCAGACUGAAAAUGAGAAUAAGGAUCAUCAAUUCAAAAAGAAAUACUUAUAUAUGUAUACAAAUAAUUGAAAGUUCCCAAUUUCAAUAUUUCAUUCUACCUUCAUUCCUUUCCCCACAAAUUUGUUUGCAUUCUUGAUUGUAUCAGUCUAUUUUUUGUUUUGUUUUCUCUUUCUCAGCUGCUUGUGGGCAGUCUUUGACACAGCUUCGUCAAUUUUGUUUCAUCUUAUCUCUCUCUUUUUUUUGGUUAUCCAGACCUUGCCUCAGUUGUUCAGUGAUUUCUUCUACAAAAAGCUUUGUACUCUAUCCUCUUGUAGUUGGUUUCUAUUUUAUUCUAAAAACUCUAUUUUCUUCAUCGUUUGGACAUAUUCCUCUUUUAAGUUCAGUUAAUCGCUUAAUCCGUUUUCUUUGUUCUUUUCAUAAGUUACUUAAUUCUUCCAUCAUUUUCUCGUUAUUAUGCAAUCAACUCUUAUAUCAUGAUUAUUUUUAUUUCUCCUGUGGUCCCCUUAUUUGCUGUACUUCUACAAGGCGUUCUUGUCUUUUCCUUUUAUAUUCUCCCUCUGUAUCAAAUAUAUUUUGCAAUCUGGUGGUCACCACGUAAGAAGAGGAAAACUCAGAUCAACCUUUCGGAAGUUUUAUCUCAUGUUAGUUAUAGUCUUGUUUGGUGUCUAUAAGAUUGUAGAUAUAAUAGAUGUAAAGAGUUUUUAAUAAAUUUCAUGUAUACUGUAUUAAGAGUGAGUCGGAUAAAAAAUGUGAUAAUUUCUCAAUUAAGAAUUUGUUUGAUUUUUUGUUCUGCUAUUUUUGAAACGCAGAAACGUACAAUGAUCGUCCCUUGAUUUCGAAAGACCUCCUCCAGAAAUGGUAAAAAUAACCCAAUUAUGUCCGUCCAUAACAUUUCUAUAUUUAUUAUAUUAAACAAUUAGUCUUAAUGAAAUAAUUUUCUUUAUUUAUCCUUUUUCUAAAUAAUAUUCAAACAUAUUUAUUAGUUCACUGUCCAUAAAAUAUUAAAAAUAAUACUUACUAUUACAGGUGUGUGUGAAUCGUCUCAUCUCUAUAAAUGAGUCACGCCAGUACUCAAAGAAUAAUGUAUAAGU